CAGCCGCCCGCGGGCGGCCAAUCAGGGAGCGCUUCGUGGUGGUAGGAGCGGCCCCGCCCCUCCGUCCUCGCGACGCUCCUCUGGGCCGAGGCUAUAAAAAGGGGAGGGCGAGAGGCGGGAAGGAGCGGUCCGGAGAAGGGGCAGCGGAGCGUCGAGGGGCGAGCGGCUGGGAGUGUGUAUGUGGAGAGCCGGAAUAUUGCAAUGGCUACUACACAGGCUGUCUUUAUAUUUGCACUCUGCAUUUUAAUGAUAACAGAAUUAAUCCUGGCUGCCGAGAGUUAUUACGACAUCCUAGGUGUUCCCAAGACUGCAUCCGAUCGCCAAAUCAAGAAGGCAUUUCACAAACUAGCAAUGAAAUACCACCCAGACAAGAAUAAGAGUCCUGGAGCAGAAGCAAAAUUCAGGGAAAUUGCAGAAGCAUAUGAAACGUUGUCGGAUGAAAACAAACGUAGGGAAUACGAUCAGUUUGGCCAUGCUGAAGGACGAAGAAGCAAUGGAAACACUUUCCAGCAGCCUUUUAACUUCAAUUUUGAUGACUUGUUUAAAGACUUUGACUUCUUUGGCCAAAACCACAACACACAGUCGAAGAAACAUUUUGAAAGCCAUUUUCGGAGCCAUCAGCACGCUCACAGCAGGCAGAGACGUUCUUUCCCAGAAUUUUCCUUCGGAGGGGGACUGUUUGAUGACAUGUUUGAAGAUAUGGAAAAAAUGUUUUCAUUUAAUGGGUUUGAGAACACACACCGACACACAAUGCAGACUGAAAAUAAAUUCCAUGGAUCUAGUAAGCACUGCAGAACUGUCACACAACGUCGAGGAAACAUGGUUACUACAUUCACAGACUGUUCUGGACAAUAAUACCUGGGCGUUUCUUCUCUGCCCCGCCCUUAACAAUUUUCUUUCUUUCUAUCCUUUGCUGCUGAAAUACAGAAGUUCUUCUGUGAACUGUGUGAGAUUUAUUGUUUAAUCAGAGUACUUUAACUGCUGAAAUAAGCUGUAGCUAAACUGAUAACUAUUACCCAGAACUGCAACAAAGCAAGAUGAGACGAUGUUGACCUUAUUUAAUGGGUUACAUAGAAUGUGCAUGUGGGGGGAAAUCUCCAUAUGACAGUGUUAGGGUCUAUUUUUAAUAACAUAGAAGCAGGUUAACAGAUUACCUCACUAGUGCCGAGUUAGUGGUACAAUAAACAUUAUUAUUGUCAGAUUUCUAUUUCUAUAAAGUGUUAUCCUGUUGAGUGAUUGUGUGAUCUUAUGUUUUUAAUUAGUUUGCCUACUCCAAACCUGAGUUAUUAGUAGUCACUUUAAAAUACCAUGAAACAUUAAAUUUGACUUUUUUAGGUGACGUGUGACAAGUGUUGAGCAAAAUUGACCUUGCAGCUUUUAUUGUUAGGCCCUGAGCACAGAAAGUUGGGAAGCAUUAGCAGCGACGAUCAUGGCCAGCAUCUGAGGUUGGCUUUGUCACUGUUAGCCAGUUGUGAGUUUCACUGAAUUGCCUCAGUACUAGUGUAACAAACUACUGUUUUACCUGUACCACAUAAAACAGAACACUUGA
Molecule: messenger RNA, 1549 nt
Organism: Podarcis raffonei (Aeolian wall lizard)
Lineage: Eukaryota; Metazoa; Chordata; Lepidosauria; Squamata; Lacertidae
Gene: DNAJB9
Product: DnaJ heat shock protein family (Hsp40) member B9
Exons: 3
Coding region: 202-855 (217 amino acids)
Cellular component (GO): endoplasmic reticulum
Molecular function (GO): misfolded protein binding; protein-folding chaperone binding
Source: RefSeq, a predicted model, not a curated record